Mus pahari (shrew mouse) is the source of this 1425-nucleotide messenger RNA. Its product is annotated as POTE ankyrin domain family member A. NCBI's taxonomy places the organism in Eukaryota, Metazoa, Chordata, Mammalia, Rodentia, Muridae. The record is from RefSeq and is a predicted model, not a curated record. Bases 1 to 1425 code for a protein of 474 amino acids. Gene Ontology annotation, molecular function: protein binding. The transcript has 14 exons.
AUGUCCUUUUCCAUGAAGAAGAUCUUUGGGGCUAAGGAAAAAACACCCUUGGGUUUCUGUGAUGCCCCACAAAUGACUGUCUCUGAGUUUUUCUUCGGUGAAAAUCCAAACUAUCCGAAAUACCAUACAACAUACAGACCAUUGGAGCUUAUCCACCGGGUUGCCGCUGAGGGCGAUGCAGCCCAGAUGGAGAUUCUCCUCACGCUUGGACAGUGCAACGUGUACCACAGAGACCGCAAGGACAGGACGGCUUUGCACUUUGCCUGUGUCUACGGCCGGCUACCAGUAGUGACCAUUCUACUGAACAAUAAUUGUGAGAUCGAUGCCUUGGACAAGAACCACACCACACCUCUGAUGAAGUCUGUCCAAUGCUGGAAGCAGAAAUGCGCGACCGUGCUGCUGGAGCACGGCGCUGAUCCAAACAUUAGAGACAGCAAUGGCAACAGUGCCUUGCACUACGCUGUGUACAACGGGCAUGAGGAGAUGGCGUCCCUACUGCUUCAGUACAAGGCUGAUAUCGAACAAAAAACCAAGGAUGGCUUCACACCGCUGUUGCUGGCUCUCCGAGAAAAGCGGGUGGAGGUGGCAGAGUUUUUAGUAAGAAUGGGAGCAGACAUACAUGUGGUAGAUGAGCUGCAAAGAAACACCUUGAUAUACGCUAUAAGAUGUGGAUCAAAAGAUCUGGCUGUAUUACUCCUUGAGAAAGGUAUUGAUUUCUUCUACAAGGAUGUCUUUGGAUGGACAGCAUUGCGCUAUGCUAUUGAAGGCCACUGUACUUUUAGACAGACACUUCUGGAUUUUGAAGAAAAUCUACAUAGUAACAAAAAAGAUAAGGAACCAGAACUAGAAGUUGAACCCAAUACCUCCUGCAUUUUAGCAAAACAAAUAGAGGCUGGGAAUGACUCAUUAGCCAGGAUCUCCAGCUGUCCUAGCCCCGCCACUCCUGUGCUUACAAGGAAGGAAGAGGAGAACAGUGACGCCAGGAGUAACUCGGAGAACAAGCCUCCUAACUGUGCUGGCAAUUCACCGGCGGCUAUAGACAAAAUAUUUGGAAAUAGAGGAAAAAGAACUGUGGAAGCAUGGGUUGAAAAAGAUCCAUCUUCAAAGCCUGUCACGGAAGUCAGAGAAUCUGUUACAAAUGAAACAGUGGAAAGGAUCAAGUUGUUGCCUUCCAUAUCAGAAACAGAGUUAGAAUUGAUGUCAGUAGAAGAUGUGUCUGAUGAAGGUGAAAAUGAUCAGCCUUUGAGUGAAUCGGAGCAUCUUCCACAGAGAAAGGUUGGCCAUUCAUCUGGUGCAGCAUAUCAAGUGGGAAAAAUUAAUAUAAACCGACAAAUGAAAGGUAGGAAUAGCAUUUUAUUAAAAAUUUAUGUGAUCACUUACUUAUUCAAAACAGGUCACUGUUACAUGAUACCAAAAUAUUAUUGA